Messenger RNA from Tauraco erythrolophus (red-crested turaco), 3797 nucleotides. NCBI's taxonomy places the organism in Eukaryota, Metazoa, Chordata, Aves, Musophagiformes, Musophagidae. The record is from RefSeq and is a predicted model, not a curated record.
GCUAUAGGACAUCCAGCUUAGGUAUCCCAGAACAGCCGAUUUCGGCAGCGCUUAACCGAGUCGUUGCGCGUUUCCAAGCAAGGUACGAAAAGCGGCAACCAGUCCCAGGAGAAGGAGCCGAUGACGGUGAUAGCGGGAACGAGAGCCGGAGCGGAAGCGAAGAAACCAACGUUUGCGAGAAAUGCUGCGCCGAGUUCUUCAAGUGGACAGACUUCCUGGAGCACAAGAAGAGCUGCACUAAAAACCCCCUGGUGCUGAUCGUGAACGAAGAUGAAGCAGCUCCGCCGCCCGCUGAGGAGUUCCCCGAGCCCUCGCCCGCCAGCUCUCCCAGUGACCAGGCAGAGAGUGAAGCCGCUGAAGAAGGCGUCCAGGCAGAAAACAAUGAUAGCUCUGAGAUAAAAACCACGGAAAAGGAAGAAGAGCCAAUGGAGGUAGAAACUUCUGCGGAUAAGAGUUUCCAGAAUCAAGGCACCUCAAACACAGCUACUCCUCUACCUCAGAUCCCUGAACCAUCUUCCAUGACAAGCUAUAACAUGCCAAACACCAACGUCACGCUAGAGACUCUGCUGAGAGCGCAGUUCUCGCAGAGCGCGCGGACCGCCGCUUCCACGAGCAUCAGCAGCGGGGUGACGGCCGUGGCCAUCCCCAUGAUCCUGGAGCAGCUCAUGGCCCUGCAGCAGCAGCAGAUUCACCAGCUCCAGCUGAUCGAGCAGAUCCGCAGUCAGGUGGCGAUGAUGAACCGCCAGCCUCUACGGCCAUCCCUGAACCCGGUGGUGGCUGCCCAGGGUGGUCCCGGGCAGGCAUCCAACCAGUUGCAGGGGUUCGCCACCAGCGCCGCCAUCCAGCUCACCGCGGUCAUUCCUCCCACCAUCGUGGGUCAGGCCACCGGUGGUCAGCCCGCUGCCUUCGACAGCUCUCAGCACAUCUCAAGACCUACGUCUGGAGCAAGUACGCCCAAUAUCUCCGGUGGCGGCUCUUCCGGCCCGCCGGAAUCAAGCGUAGCCGCCUCCUCGAUCGCGAUUACGUCCAUAACUCCCGUUUCCGUGUCAAAUGCUCCUAACAGUGCUUCGCAGCCCCAGAACGCUUCGACUCCACCUUCAAUAGGACAUGGAGGCCUCACCUCGGUGUCCAGCCUGCCAAACCCACUUCUACCUCAGACUUCAUCAAAUAGCGUGAUCUUCCCCAAUCCGCUGGUGAGCAUCGCUGCGACCGCUAACGCGCUGGAUCCUCUGUCCGCCCUUAUGAAGCACCGCAAAGGAAAGCCACCGAACGUGUCAGUGUUUGAGCCCAAGUCGAGCUCGGAGGAUCCCUUUUUUAAGCAUAAAUGCCGCUUUUGUGCCAAGGUCUUUGGAAGUGACAGUGCUUUACAAAUUCACCUCCGCUCGCACACAGGCGAAAGACCUUUUAAAUGUAACAUAUGCGGAAACCGCUUUUCCACAAAGGGCAACCUGAAAGUUCAUUUUCAGAGGCAUAAAGAGAAAUACCCUCAUAUUCAGAUGAACCCCUAUCCUGUUCCAGAAUACCUCGAUAACGUGCCCACCUGCUCCGGAAUCCCGUACGGGAUGUCGCUGCCCCCCGAGAAGCCGGUGACUACGUGGUUAGACAGCAAACCUGUUUUGCCGACCGUCCCAACUUCCAUCGGGCUGCAGCUGCCCCCCACUAUACCCGGCGUGAACAGUUACGGCGAUUCUCCAAGCAUCACUCCCAUGAGCAGGUCACCCCAGAGGCCUUCUCCUGCCUCCAGCGAAUGCACUUCUCUAUCCCCGAGCCUCAACACUUCCGAGUCGGGUGUUCCAGUGUCUGCCGAAUCCCCGCAGCCCGUUCAGAGCGGCUCGUCUCUGACCAAGGCAGAACCUGUCACUCUGCCUCCCACGAGCACGCGGCUUGGGGACCUUUCUGCAAGUGGGCAAGUUUCCACAGCUUCCACGUCUUCAAUUCCUACUGCUGUUACGGACAGCAGUAGUUCAACAAGCCUCCCAAACCCUGUGCUUCCAGCAGUAUCUGACCAGUUCAAGGCAAAGUUUCCAUUCGGUGGUCUGCUAGACUCUAUGCAAACGUCAGAAACCUCAAAACUGCAACAGCUGGUGGAAAACAUUGAUAAGAAGAUGACAGAUCCAAAUCAAUGUGUCAUUUGUCACCGUGUGCUUAGUUGUCAGAGCGCUCUCAAGAUGCAUUACAGAACGCAUACAGGAGAAAGACCAUUUAAAUGCAAAAUUUGUGGACGUGCCUUUACUACGAAAGGCAACCUGAAAACACAUUUUGGAGUUCAUCGAGCGAAGCCACCACUUAGAGUACAGCACUCGUGUCCCAUUUGUCAGAAGAAAUUUACAAACGCGGUGGUUCUUCAGCAGCACAUUCGUAUGCAUAUGGGUGGGCAAAUUCCAAACACACCGCUACCAGAGGGCUUCCAGGACGCCAUGGACUCGGAGCUUUCCUACGAUGAGAAGAACGUUGACACGCUGAGCAACUUUGACGAUGACAUUGACGAAAAUUCUAUGGAAGAGGACCCGGAGAUAAAGGACACAGCAAGCGACUCGUCCAAACCCCUUAUCUCUUACUCUGGGUCAUGUCCUUCUUCGCCACCUUCUGUGAUCUCCAGUAUUGCUGCUUUGGAGAAUCAAAUGAAAAUGAUUGAUUCUGUCAUGAACUGUCAGCAGCUGACCGGUUUAAAAUCCGUAGAAAAUGGAUCAGGGGAAAGCGACCAUUUGAGCAAUGACUCCUCAUCAGCCGUCGGCGAUCUCGAAAGCCAGAGCGCAGGCAGCCCCGCGAUGUCAGAGUCUUCUUCCUCCAUGCAAGCUUUGUCUCCUGUAAAUAGCAAUAGUGAAAGUUUCAGAUCAAAGUCCCCAGGUCUCAGUAACCAGGAAGAGCCACAAGAAAUACAAUUAAAGACAGAAAAACCAGACAGCCCACCGCCACCCGCGACUGAAAACGGAGGCGCAUUAGAUCUGACAUCCACCAACCCGGGAAGACCGGUCAUCAAAGAGGAGGCUCCUUUUAGCCUGCUGUUCCUGAACAGAGAACGUGGUCCCAGCCAAAGUACUCCUAGCCUGGUCACCAGUACAGCGCCUACCAUGAUCAAAAUGGAAGUGAAUGGUCACAGCAAGCCGAUCUCUUUGGGUGAGGUUCCCUCGCUUCCAGCUGGAAUCCAGGUUCCUGCUGCACCACAGACAGUGAUGAGUCCGGGGAUCACCCCAAUGCUGGCACCCCCCCCUCGCCGGACUCCCAAGCAACACAACUGUCAGUCGUGCGGGAAGACCUUCUCCUCAGCAAGUGCACUGCAGAUACACGAGCGCACCCAUACCGGUGAAAAACCGUUUGGUUGCACAAUCUGUGGUAGAGCUUUUACCACAAAGGGGAAUCUGAAGGUUCACAUGGGAACCCACAUGUGGAAUAACGCCCCCGCACGGCGCGGCCGCCGCCUCUCCGUGGAAAACCCCAUGGCUCUGCUCGGUGGUGACGCUCUCAAGUUCUCCGAGAUGUUCCAGAAGGAUUUGGCAGCUCGGGCCAUGAACGUUGACCCCAAUUUUUGGAACCAAUACGCCGCGGCUAUCACUAACGGACUUGCCAUGAAGAACAACGAGAUUUCUGUCAUACAGAACGGAGGCAUUCCCCAGCUCCCAGUAAGUCUAGGCGGGGGCGCCAUCCCGCCGCUCAGUAACCUCACCGGUGGCAUGGACAAAGCUCGCACGGGCAGCAGCCCUCCCAUUGUCGGUCUGGACAAAGCAAGUUCUGAAACGGGAGCCAGUCGUCCAUUCACCAGGUUUAUUGAGGAUAAUAAAGAGAUUGGCAUAAAUUAA